This is a messenger RNA of Archocentrus centrarchus (flier cichlid), 1096 nucleotides long. RefSeq lists its product as uncharacterized. The coding region runs from base 2 to 1021 and encodes 339 amino acids. Gene Ontology annotation, biological process: B cell receptor signaling pathway; B cell differentiation. NCBI's taxonomy places the organism in Eukaryota, Metazoa, Chordata, Actinopteri, Cichliformes, Cichlidae. The record is from RefSeq and is a predicted model, not a curated record. Gene Ontology annotation, cellular component: external side of plasma membrane; B cell receptor complex. The transcript has 6 exons.
GAUGAAUCUGCUGUGGGUUACACUGCUUCUUCUUCUUCUUCUUCAUCAAGGACACACACUUAUUCCAGUAACUACAGUUCGACUUGGUGAACCAGCAACCUUGCCGUGUGUCCUGCCUAAGACUGAGUACAACCGUAGAGUCGACUGGUACAAGCAGAGUGCUGGGGACACUCUGCAAAGAAUUUGGACACUAAAGGAUUCUGCAGCACCUGAGUUUGCACCUGAGUUUCCUGGCUCAAGAUGGAAGGUUAAUUAUGACAAAAAUUUUAGCAACCUGACCAUUUUGAGGACAAACCAAGAAGACGAGGGGAUCUAUCACUGUGGAUUCACAGAGUGGCUCCAACAUAUUAAAUGGACCGGGACGUAUUUGUUAGUAAAAGGAAACACCCAGAGGUCAUCAAACUAUACUGUUGUUCAAGAGAAAACAGGCCGUCCAGGAGAAUCAGUAACUCUUCAGUGUUCAGUAAUCAAUGACUCUGAUAAGUCGUGUCCAGGAGGUCUCAGAGUGUUCUGGAUCAGAGAAGGAUCACAAACAUCUCAUCCUGGCCUCAUCUACACUGAUGGAAGUACUAAUCAAUGUGAGAAAAGAUCUGAGACUCAGAAGAAAUGUGUUUAUCGCUUCUCUAAGAACAUCAGCUCCUCUGUUGCUGGGACUUAUUACUGUGCUGUGGCCACAUGUGGGGAGAUAUUACUGGGAAAUGGAACUAAACUUGAUAUUAAAGGAAGCAGCGUGUGGUCACAGACGGCCAGUUCACUUAUUUUUCUCCUAUGUCCUGUCUUGAUUCUGAUUGUUAUUGCUGUCCUCAUUUACACAAUCAAGAAAAACAACAGUGAUCACUGCAAAGCUGCUGCCGUGAAGGAAAACCUUAGUGAUCUGAAAAUACAGCAGAAUAAGGACACAUGGAUGUUUUCUGCUGUUGUCUUUACUAUGAUAAAAGCUGACAAAGAUAAAAUAAAGAAUCCAAAGGCAUUGAAGAGGCAGCAGAUCUACACGGCUGUCAAGGCUUUUGGACUUGAUUAAGUUUGUUUACCACCCUGACAUCCCUUGGUAUGAAAUUGUGGAUGUUUUCUUAGAGCCAAGGUGCUUUUAUGUUUU